This is a messenger RNA of Thrips palmi, 1794 nucleotides long. RefSeq names its product gustatory and odorant receptor 22-like. NCBI's taxonomy places the organism in Eukaryota, Metazoa, Arthropoda, Insecta, Thysanoptera, Thripidae. The transcript is spliced from 5 exons. Gene Ontology annotation, biological process: sensory perception of taste. Gene Ontology annotation, cellular component: membrane. The record is from RefSeq and is a predicted model, not a curated record. The coding region runs from base 8 to 1300 and encodes 430 amino acids.
UAGCGGGAUGAAGCAGAAGCCGGCGAGGGGCGGGCCCAAGGGCGGGCCGCCGCCCCACGGCACGGUGCUCACCCUGGCCGAGGAGAUGAAGCCCCUGCUGCUGGUCAUGCGUCUCAUCAACAUCAUGCCCCUGCACUUCACCGCGGACGGCGGCGCGUACUUCUCGUGGCGCUCCAGCAUGAUGCUGCUGUCCGCGGCGGGCUGGGCUUUGGCGUUCGUGGACGUGGUGUACGAGACGGUGUUCCGGAUAGACGUCUUCGUGUCCAGCCUCAGCCACUUCAGCGAGGCCGUGUUUAACAUGUUCUUCUUCCUGCUGCUGCACCACCACUACUUCACGCCCGUGCUGCACUGGCCCGCCGCACCGCGCUUCGCGGACUACCUGUCCGACUGGGCCCACUUCCAGGCUCGCUUCCUGGCGGAGACGGGGCGGCCGCUCCGCCUGGCGGUGCGCUCCCUGGCCACGCACAAGGCCUCGGCCUGCCUGGGUGUGCCGUGCGUGCUGGCCGUGCCGCUCAGCCUGGGCAUCCCGACCAGCAACUGGCACAACGUCCCCCUGGGGUUGCUGGCCGCCGCUUUCCACGCGUCCGUGCCUGCCUUCUGGGACGUCCUGGGCACGGCGGCCGUCAACGCCUCGGACCAGCUCACGGCCUGCUUCAAGGAGGUGGGUGGGGAGGCGGCCCCUCAUCUUGGUGGUGCCCAAGGCCCUCUGCAAGGCCCUUUGUCGCAGGAGGUGGCAGUCAGUGGCGGCGAGCCCCCGGCGGCCCGCGUGCGCGCGUACCGCGAGCUGUGGCUGGAGCUGCGGCGGCUGGCGGAGGACGCGCCCGCGGCCUGGGGCAUCUGCACGCUGCACUACAUGCUGUGCUGCAUCUCCGCGGUGUUGCUGAACGGCUUCGGGUUGCUGGCCGCGGCCACGAAUGGUGGCGAGGCCGAUAUGUUCCUGACCUGCGCCAUGUUCCUCAUCAUGGUGGACUCGCUGUGGCACACCGCCGUGGUGUGCGCGUCCGGGCAGCAGAUGGCGGCCGCCGUGGACUCGGGCACCAGGGACGUGCUGCUCAAGAUGCGCAUGUCCACCUCGACCACGGCCACGCUGCUGCUGCAGAGGGAGGUCAUAUCGUUCCUGAACGUCAUGAAGAAGCCCCUGACCAUCUCCCUCUACGGCUUCAUCGCGCUCAAGCUCACCCUCGUCGUCACCAUCGUGGAGACCUUGGCCACGUACCUCUGCGUGCUGCUGCAGUUCACCAUCAACUUCCAGAGGCCCUCGCGAGGGUCUGCUCUCGAGGCCGCGCUGCCGCCGGAUUAAAUGUCCCACUAAAAUGUUUAAAACAAAGGAGCUCACUGGCCGACAUUAAUUUCUGCUGUACCUGUGUGAUCGUGUGUGCUUAAAGCUAGCUGGCAUCUUGAUGUCUCUUGUAUAUUUCUAUGCUAAGGUAAAGGUAUCAUCUGCCAAAAACACGAAAACAUUAACGAAAACAAAGGGGAUGCACACUUCCCGUAAGUUCACACGGACGCCAAGUCGCCGCGGCCCAUUCCGGCCAGCAAGGAUGGGUUUUGUUUUCGAGACAUCCCGACCGAAACGACGCAUUUCCAUCCCAGCGACACUGUCGCGGUCUGUCCGGGCACAGGCAAGGGUUAUUCCGCUGUUUGGCCGUCUUCCCGGGCAGUGCCGGCAUUGCCGGGGGAAUGCGUGUCCGGCGUAAUGGCGGGCCGAGGGGCCCCCGUCCCAAUCAGUAAUACACGGCCAUCUGCAGGUCAGCCGCCUUCGUUUUUUCUCGUCACAAUGCGACUGGAACUGUA